Paecilomyces variotii is the source of this 1187-nucleotide messenger RNA. RefSeq lists its product as hypothetical. Bases 230 to 937 code for a protein of 235 amino acids. The transcript is spliced from 3 exons. Gene Ontology annotation, biological process: mycotoxin biosynthetic process. The record is from RefSeq and is a predicted model, not a curated record. NCBI's taxonomy places the organism in Eukaryota, Fungi, Ascomycota, Eurotiomycetes, Eurotiales, Thermoascaceae.
GCUAACGACAGCUGGACUAGUGAGGAACCUGGUAGAUAGCCUAGAGUCCUAGACUAAUUGUGUUUCCUAUAAUUAGGGUGCUUGCAGCGCAUCGGCCAACUUCCGACUGAGAUUUGUACCCCUCGAAACCGGGGCAUGUCGCAGACAAAAGACUCUCUCUGGUUAACUCGAUUGAUCAUCUUUCUUUUUGUUCAUACUCAUCUAGAACUGCAUACAGCAUUCAUCAGCCAUGCUUUCGGCACACGAUAGACCACCAAAAUAUGAACGUCUCGAUUCACCAUCGGAUGAAACUCUAGAGGAUGGACUUCGUGCGCCACGAAUGUAUCCCCUACGAGAACCCAGUACUCGGAAGAUUGCAGGCUGGACGAUUUUUGCUGCGAUUCUGGGCUUUGUUGCGGGAGUCCUGUCGAUCCGCAUCCACGCCAUGAUCAUAAAUUGCCAUGCUUUCAAUCACCUUGCACCCCGCAUCCCACUGCAGAACAUCCCAGGAGAAUUCACUUAUCCCACUCCCUUUUCGGAGGAGCCACCGCAGGGCGAGGGCGCAGGACAGAUAGCAGAACCAAUUUGGGACUCUUUGGUUCCCAACGGACUGGGCUAUUUCAAAGAUGAAAGUCUUGCCCCCCAAGUCUCCAUCCCUACCGUCUUCCAUCAACUACACUGUCUGUAUGUCAUACGACGAGCCUACUAUUCACAGUCCGACGACAUUCAACCAUUUGACCUCGGCAAAAACCGUGCGGCUCAUUUAUCACAUUGUUUCGACUAUCUCCAGCAAAGUAUCACUUGUGCUGCGGACACGACUAUAGAACCGGCCGAGGGUAAAAUGAACGCCCACCUUGGAAGCGGCGUUACUCGACAGUGUCGCAAUUUCGAACAAUUGAAAGACUUUGUCGCGGAACGGCGCGCGUUCAAUGCCACCGGCUUCCUCGCGCGCGAAUAAUGCAGAACUUCUUUUUAUCUCCUUAAGAGACUCUUCUCUCUUGCUACGCUUUAUGAGAGGAACGUAUUUAAUACGUUAGCUGUCCUCCGCCCUGUCGAUCCGCAGACUUCCGGUAUUCACAUGGUCGUCAAUAUCAUCGCUUAGGGUGCAGCCUCGUUCCUACCAUAAUGGUAUCAUAUCGAAUCUGCCGACUAUACCAGUCAUGCUCGAUAUAGCACAGUCCAUUUCAAUCGACUUAUGCGAGCUAGCG